AUGCUAAUUUUUCUGCUUAUCCUUCAUUUUACUCGAAUACUUGCAGACGUUUGCCCGUUUCCAUCGAGUUAUCUCGAUAAAUUUGAUGGAUGUGUCAUUUAUGAUGAUAAAGCCAAAACUUUCAACGACGCUGAGACGGAAUGUGAGAAAAUUUAUGAAGGAGCGCUGAUUUCGAUUCACAACAUCUAUCAGAAUGCUUACGUGAAAUCAUUGGCCGUGAAUCAUAAUGCGAUCGCUUAUGUGGCCAUUGGAUUGAGGAGGAGCGAUUUGGGGAGCAAGAAUUGGACGUGGACAGACGGAAGUGCCACUGAUUAUUUCUCUUGGGCACGAGGCAAGUUUAGGUAUGAUUAUUAUGGAACUUCUCAAUCAUUGACCUCGUUCUGCUUAUUUGCACCAAAACCGUCAGCGUCACCGAAUUGUGAAAGCACUUGGAGUCACUGGAUUGACACCACCAAUUGCACGGAAAACUGCGGUGGAUGUGGAUGGAAGAAACAAGUCCGAGAUUGUCUCUCUUUUGAUACUUGUCCUUGCCCUGGUGAGGACAAUCGACUCUGGUAUUGCGGUGCCACCGAGUGCACCGCUCCACAGCCACGCUGUUGCAAGUACCACUCACCGUUUAUCAACAUGACAUCAAAGAGAUAUGAGUGUCAAGAAGACGAUGAUCCGGUGCCGACUUUCGAAACGACUCCCUGCUACGGUACGUGGUCGUCUUGGGAAAACGUGGACUAUUGCUCGAAUAAUUGUGGAAUGUGUGGAUGGCAGCCAAGGGAAAGAACAUGUCAACCGGCUGGUUGUCUAUGCGACGGUCCCUCUCGACAAAUCUUCCCCUGCAACAAGACCCCUUGUCCGGGCACUCCUUGCUGUCAAGGAUAUUCUCUGCAAUUUGACCCGGACACGCAACUGAAUGAUUGUCAACCGAUUUCACCACUUCGA
Molecule: messenger RNA, 933 nt
Organism: Mesorhabditis belari
Lineage: Eukaryota; Metazoa; Nematoda; Chromadorea; Rhabditida; Rhabditidae
Source: the annotation of a GenBank genome assembly